UAUUCUACGGAAUCUCUCCAAUAAAGAUUUCCCCCCCCUCUCUCUCUCUACAAAGCACAUGAGAGAGAGUGAAGAAAAAAUGUCACAAUAGGUUUCAUUAUCUGUUGAAUGAAGCAUUUGUGUUCACACUCUCACGCUCCCAGUACUUCAAUUCCAAGAACCCACAAAACAGCCCAUGAAUAUAUUCAGUUCUGUUUACACACACAUAUGUAGAGAGAGAAAGAGAUAAAGAGAGAAUUGGAAAAUGGGAAUCACUUAUGAAGAUGCAGUUUUGAUUAAAGAAGCAGGGAGAGAAGGCGAGAGCACAGUAAUUACAGUGAAUUGUCCAGAUAAGACUGGUCUUGGCUGUGACCUCUGUAGGAUAAUUUUACUCUUCGGGCUUAGCAUUACCAGAGGAGAUGUUUCUACAGAUGGUAAAUGGUGUUACUUGGUUUUUUGGGUAGUUGCUAAGCCAACAACAAGGUGGAACUUGUUAAAGAAGAGACUUCUUGAGGUGUGUCCAACAUGUACCCCAGCAGCAUCUGGAAUUUACUACUAUAUGCCAGAAUUUCAGCAGCGAAGGCCACUGGACAUUUUCCUACUUAAAUUUUGGUGUUCCCAUGAUCGGAAAGGCCUUUUACAUGAUAUCACCGAGGUUCUUUGUGAACUGGAGCUUACAAUAAAACGAGUGAAAGUUUACACAGCACCAGAUGGAAGAGUGAUGGAUCUCUUCUUUGUCACAGACAUUAGGGAGCUUCUUCACACAACUAAAAGGCGGGAGGAAACUAUUCAACAUCUAAAGCUUGUAUUAGGGAAUGCCAUGAUUAGUUGUGAGAUUGAAUUGGCAGAUCCUGAAGUUGCUGCACGCCUACAGUCAUUUCUUCCAUCUUCAAUUUCAGAAGACACUUUCAGAGUAGAAUUGCCCGGGCAACCCUCGAAUGGAGUUCUUACCAACGAGUCUGUAUCUGUAGUUAUGGACAAUUCCCUCAGCCCUUCCCAUACGCUCGUUCAGAUCUUCUGUCAAGAUCACAAAGGCCUUAUUUAUGAUAUCAUGAGAACACUGAAAGACUACAACAUCCAGAUCUCUUAUGGCCGGUUUUUUGCAAACCCAAAAGGGAACUGCGAGAUGGACUUGUUUAUAAUGCAAGCUGAUGGGAAGAAGAUCAUUGAUAUGCACAAAAAGAACGCUCUAUGCUCUCGACUGAGAAUGGAACUUCAACAACCUAUAAGAGUAGAUGUUGUGAACCGGGGGCCUGAUCCCGAGUUGCUCGUUGUUAAUCCAGUUGAGCUGUCUGGCAGGGGCCGCCCCCUUGUCUUCUAUGACAUUACCCUUGCUCUCAAAAUUUUAAACAUUCGCAUCUUUUCGGUGGAAAUUGGUAGAUGCCAGAUUCACGAUCGAGAGUGGGAAGUGUACAGGAUCUUGUUAGAUGAAUGGGAUGGUUGUUCUGCCACCAGAAAUGAGAUUAAAGAAUGUGUUAAGAAGAAGCUGAUGGGUUGGGAAUGAUGUAGUCUAUUUCAUUUACUAGUUCUUCAACCCAUUUACUGUACAGCAUGCAUAUUUGUUUUCUUCUUUUUCUCUCUUUUCCUUGUACCCCUGCAGCUUCUAGGUUUAAUUGUAUAAAGCUUUUUAAGUAAUUCACGUGCACCUGAUUAUUCGCGUUUGAUUGUGCUUAGAAGGAAGUUAAAUUUACCGUCAUCUAUUUGAA
Olea europaea var. sylvestris is the source of this 1685-nucleotide messenger RNA. RefSeq names its product ACT domain-containing protein ACR10-like. Bases 245 to 1483 code for a protein of 412 amino acids. Lineage: Eukaryota; Viridiplantae; Streptophyta; Magnoliopsida; Lamiales; Oleaceae. The transcript has 6 exons. The record is from RefSeq and is a predicted model, not a curated record.